AUGAAGCUCUCUCGUCUCGCUUUUCUGGCGCAAGCUUUCAGUGCGGCUACUGUCUACUCCCAGAGCCUUACCAGAGUAAUCCCCAACUGGCUAAUUUCUACUGGAAUUCCGACUGGAAUUAUUCCAUCCUUUGUGACAAGAACGCAAGACUCAUCCGCUAGUCCAUCCGUGACCGCUUGCCCUGGCAACGCGCCCAACAAGAGAGCUGUCUGGUGCAACUAUAGCAUUGAUACUGACUACGAAAAUGUCGUUCCUGAUACUGGCAAGACCCUCGAGUACUGGUUCGACAUUGACGAAGUCACCAUUUCACCCGACGGCUUUGCACGCCCAGUGAUGGCCGUGAACGGGACCAUCCCCGGGCCAACCCUUUAUGCAAACUGGGGUGACUAUGUCGUUAUUCAUGUUACCAGUCAUCUUGAACGGGCCCGUAAUGGAUCUAGUAUUCAUUGGCACGGCAUGAGACAAAAUUACACAAACCAAAAUGACGGUGUUGUUUCUGUCACUCAAUGCCCCCUUGCCCCUGGCCAGACCAUGACAUAUAGAUGGCGAGCUGUUCAAUAUGGCUCUUCCUGGUACCAUUCUCACAUCGGCUUGCAAGCUUGGGAAGGUGUGUUUGGCGGUAUUGUUAUCAACGGACCAGCAACUGCAAAUUACGAUAUCGACAAGGGCUCUCUGUUUUUAAAUGACUGGACGCAUGCAACAGUCGAUGAAUUAUAUGAGUUUCAACACCAAAAUGGGCCAAUUACUCUAGACAAUGGCCUGCUCAACGGGACAAAUGUUCUCGGAACGGGAGCAAAUUCAACCAAAGGAUCGCGCUUCACCAUGAAAAUGAACCAGGGUACCUCAUACAGGCUUCGACUUGUCAAUGCAGCUAUCGACACCCAUUGGAGCUUCAUGAUUGACAAUCACUCUUUAACUGUUAUUGCAAUGGAUCUUGUGCCAAUCAAGCCCUUCACCACUGACAUACUGAGAAUUGGAAUGGGCCAGCGAUAUGAUAUCAUUGUUGAGGCAAACCAAGCCUCCAUAGCCGAAAACUUUUGGAUUCGAGCAAUACCGGGUGCGUCCUGUGCGUUGAAUUACGAGGCAACCAAUAUUGAAGGCAUACUGUACUAUGGAAGUGCUCCUCAAACACCCAACACAGUCGGGUACACUUUGACAUCCUCCGACACGGAUUGUCUGGAUAUGUCAAUGACGGAUCUAGUUCCGUACCUCGCAAAGGAUGUGGCGGCACCAGUCUGGAACAAACCCGAAAACGUGUCAUUAAACCACCUUACAGGACCUUUUUUCUGGGAAAUGAACAGUACUUCGAUGAAGAUUAGUUGGGAGAACCCAACUUUGGGACAAAUCUACAACAACAAGAUGAACUUUACGGCUUCAAGUGGAGUCAUUGAGCUACCCUUCGAGGAUGAAUGGGUGUACCUCAUGAUCAAGACAACACUUCCAGUAACACACCCAAUCCAUUUGCACGGGCACGACUUCUCUAUCUUGGCACAGGGAACUGGCUCUUACAAUGGAUCAGUCAUGACAAAUAAUCCCCCUCGUCGAGAUACAGCCAUGCUCCCUGCGAUGGGGUAUCUCCUUCUCGGCUGGCAGACUAAUAAUCCUGGUGCAUGGUUGAUGCAUUGUCAUAUAGGGUGGCAUAUUGAAGAAGGAUUUGCGUUGCAGUUCAUUGAACGCUAUGAUGAUAUCAAAUCGUUAAUUGAUUACAAUGAGCUGCAAAGUGUUUGUGAACCAUGGGAUGCAUAUGAUACAAGUGCGAACAUCACGCAAAUUGAUUCGGGUGUAUAG
Messenger RNA from Penicillium atrosanguineum, 1788 nucleotides. RefSeq lists its product as uncharacterized. Bases 1 to 1788 code for a protein of 595 amino acids. The record is from RefSeq and is a predicted model, not a curated record. The transcript is spliced from 2 exons. Gene Ontology annotation, molecular function: copper ion binding; oxidoreductase activity. NCBI's taxonomy places the organism in Eukaryota, Fungi, Ascomycota, Eurotiomycetes, Eurotiales, Aspergillaceae.